Messenger RNA from Vidua macroura (Pin-tailed whydah), 1464 nucleotides. Its product is annotated as aldehyde dehydrogenase family 3 member B2-like. Gene Ontology annotation, molecular function: aldehyde dehydrogenase (NAD+) activity. Lineage: Eukaryota; Metazoa; Chordata; Aves; Passeriformes; Viduidae. Gene Ontology annotation, biological process: aldehyde metabolic process. The record is from RefSeq and is a predicted model, not a curated record. Gene Ontology annotation, cellular component: cytoplasm.
ACUGUCUUCCCACAGCUCCUGGAGGCCAAGAGAGCUGCUGAGGGUGAUGGUGGGAACGGGAGUGUGGAUGGUGAUGCCACACAGCAGAACCCCUUUGCAGGGCUGUUGAGCCACCUGUGGGCAUCCUGGCUCUCUGUGAAGGCUUGGCCCAUGGAAUACAUGGCCCAGCUGGAGUUCUUGGAUAACAAGAAGCAGCAGAUCCUGGAGGCCACUACCUUUGACUUGGGCAAGGCACCCUUUGAAGCCAAAUUAUCUGAGAUCCUCCUGUGCAAGAAUGAGCUCCAUGAGACCCUGAACAACCUGUCCCACUGGAUGAAGGACAAGGACAGGACUCUGCUGGACUCUGCCUUCAUCCACAAGGACCCCUAUGGGGUGGUGCUCAUCAUAGCGCCCUGGAAUUGCCCCAUCCAACUCUUCCUGGUACCUGUCAUCGGGGCCAUCGCUGCUGAGGACUGUGUCAUUGUCAAAGCCUCUGAGGUGUCCAAGAAGACAGAAAGACUCGUGGCAGAAGUGCUGCCCAGCUACCUGGACAAGGACUGCCUUGCUGUGGCGACUGGUGGUGUGCCAGAGACCACCAGGCUGCUGGAGAACCAGUCUGACUACAUCUUAUUCACAGGCAGCCCCCCGGUGGGGCGGAUCGUGAUGACAGCUGCUGCCAAGCACCUGACACCGGUGACGCUGGAGCUGGGGGGCAAGAACCCCUGCUAUGUGUCCGACACCUGUGAUGUGACCAACGUGGCGCGGCGCGUGGCCUGGGGCCGCUUCUUCAACGCGGGGCAGACCUGCAUCGCGCCCGACUACCUGCUCUGCACCAUAGAGAUGCAGGAGAAGCUGCUCCCGGCCCUGCCUAAGGCCAUCAAUGAUUUCUGUGGCCCCAACCCCCGAGAAUCCCCGGAUUUUGGCCGCAUUGUGGGGGACAGGCAGUUCCAGCGGGUGCAGAGACUGUUGGGAAGUGGGCGUGUGGCCAUCGGGGGACAGACGGAUGAGGCAGAGCGCUACAUCGCUCUCACUGUGCUGGCAGAUGUGCUGCCCUCAGAUCCCAUCACACAGGAGGACAUCUUUGGGCCCAUCCUGCCCAUCAUCAUCAUUGCCAACAUGGAUGAAGCCAUUGACUUCAUCAACAGCCGGGAGCAGCCCUUGGCUGUCUAUGCCUUCUCCUCGGAUGACAAGGUGGUGAACCAGGUCCUGGAACGGACGAGCAGUGGUGGCUUCUGUGGCGACGACACCCUGAUGCAUGUGACACUGCCCUCACUGCCCUUUGGAGGCUUUGGGAACAGCGGCUGGGGAAUGCACCACAGGAAGUCCAGCUCUGACACCUUCUCCUACCACCGUGGGUGCCUGAAGCGUGGGAUGGGCUGGGAGUCCCUCAACACCCUGUGCCACCCCCCAUACAGCCAGCAGAAAUCUGGGGUCAUCCGGGCCACUUCCAAGGUGACACGUAAGAAUUACUGUACCCUGCUCUGA